CGAUCAAACAAUCAAUAUCGCGACAGUGAUUAAUAUCGGUCUGGGCGCUGACAUGCCUGUCCAUGUUGAUGAGAGCGAGAUCGGACUUUCCGACAAUUGUCGGUUUAAUGGCAAGUUCUUAUCUCUGAUGCGGAAUGGAUCCGCAGGCUUAUGUGUGCCUGAGAGGUCAACAAUGACAGGGUCUUUAGGUUCCUUGCACUUACCGGCAAGAAUUGAAAGGAUGCCGCAGGCAGAUUCUCUGACACUCCACUACAAUUGCGUGCUUUCCGUAGCAUACGGCCUCGUUAUCAAUGCCGUAUCAUGUGCUUUCUGCCCUGGGUGGUGUUCGUGCGUUGUUCUGCAGGACGUUGAAAGCCUAGCCUUGCGCUUUUGCUCUUAAAUGACCUGGUUCUUCAAGGCAAACAAUACACUGCCAACGAACACAGAAAAACCCAAGCUCUGUUGAAGAUCCAAGUGGUAAAAAGGGAAAAUAUGACUGAACUAGGUCAGCGGCGAGCCGACGUGCCACCUCAUCUCUUGCACGAAAAGCUACCGACCGCGGCGACUAAGACAGAAGCAAUUGUGGUCGAGAAGGAGAUUAAUGCGCAUGAAACUGGGGGCGCCAAUGCUUCUUCCACGUCCUUCGAGCUAGAAGAUCAUCCAAUAGAUCAACCCCGCGAUUUAAAAGUAGCUGUUAUUGGUGCAGGAUUGUCAGGUGUAUUAGCUGGUUCAUUAAUACCUGCAAAGGUACCUGGACUGAACUUGACAAUUUUUGAGAAGAAUGCCGAUGUUGGCGGGACAUGGUAUGAGAACGUCUACCCCGGUGUGAAAUGCGAUAUUCCGGCAAAUGUAUACCAGUCAACCUUCUCGCCAAAGACGAAUUGGUCAGAAGAGUUUGCGCCAGGCGGCGAGAUCAGGGAUUAUUGGCAGAGCGUUGCGAAAAAGCACAAUGUUUAUAAACAUCUAAAGCUCAAGCAUAAGGUACAAAAGGCGGAGUGGUUGCCCGAUAGCUCCAAGUGGAAAGUGACCGUCGAAAAUCUUGCGCAACCAGGAGAGAUACAUGAGAACGAGUUCGAUAUCCUGGUCACUGCGAUCGGCCGCUUCAAUGCUUGGAAGCUACCUGAAUACGAUGGAAUACAGGACUUCAAAGGAGAGCUUUUUCACUCGUCUCACUGGGAUAAAAACUUUUCUGCCGCAAACAAGCGUGUCGCGUUGAUUGGAAAUGGCGCCUCUGGACUUCAGCUUCUACCGGAGCUGCAGAGAGUAGCCGAUCAUGUGGAUCACUAUGCACGCAACACCACGUGGAUUGUUGACGCAUUUGCAUCUGCUGCGGUCAGAACGAUAGAGCCAAAGCCGUUUUCCGCAGAACAGUUGAAGGAAUUUGCAGAUCCAGAGAAGUAUCUAGAAUAUAGGCGAAAAGAAGAAGGCAGAUACUACAGAAGAUUUGCUGCCAUAUUCAAGGACACUCCUGAAAACAAGCAGCUCCGAGAGACAUGGACAGCACUGAUGCUGAAGCGGGUGGGCGAUAAACCAGAGCUUGCUGACAAGAUCAUUCCAAAUUUUCCGCCAAACUGCCGCAGGCCGACGCCAGGGCCGGGAUACUUGGAAGCGCUUGCCAAGGAAAAUGUGGACUACAUUCAGACACCAAUUCAGCGCUUCACCGAGUCGGGAAUCGUUACCAAGGAUGGGUUUGAGCGAAAGGUUGAUGCAGUCAUCUGCGCCACCGGGGCCAAUAUCGAUCUGGCCCCACCAUUUCCUGUCAUAGCAAAUGGAAUUGAUCUCUCCCAAGCUUGGAAGCCUGGCGGCCACUUUGGGUUCCCGUACACUUACCUGGGAGUAGCCACGCCUCAAAUACCCAACGCCUUUUGGAUUGGAGGUCCAAUGUCGACGGGACAGAGUGGAACAGUUCCUAACAACGUCGAAAAUCAGAUAACGUAUAUUGCCAAGGUGAUUCGAAAGGUACGGAGCCAAGGCAUUAAGACGAUAGUCCCUUCAAAGGCUGCUGCCGACGACUUUAUCUCGUAUAGUGACGCUUUCUUCGAGCGCACUGUUUGGACAGCCAACGAUGACUCGUCAGAGUACAACAAAAAUUGCAGAUCGUGGUAUAACGGCGGAGUCCCUGGUGGCAGACCUCACGGUAUUUUCCCGGGUAGCGCAAGUCACGCAAACUUUGUUCGACGAGAGCCUCGAUGGGAGGAUUUUGAGUAUACACAUGUUAAUCCCAGUGGUAAUCGGUUUGCCUAUUUCGGAAAUGGAUGGACAUCAAAGGAGUUGCAGGAGGACGCAGACUUGACACCAUACCUGAGACUUCCCUCUGAAAUCGAUCUUCGCUCGUAUCAUGAGGGGUGGUGGGAUCUAUAAGAAAAAAUAAUAGAAAGCAAAACCUAGUUAAAAUUCAGGUCUGGCAAACGAGUUAUGCAUGUCAUGCAAUGAUUUUCUUCCGUUUACAAUAAGAGGUGAAAAUAAUGUAUAUAUUUGCUGAGUCUCUAAAUGAGCUGGCCCAAUGGUUACUUAGCGUGCAGAUAGGAUAUUACAAAAAGGAUUUACGUCUAAGCGAUACUAUAAUAUUCAUCUACCCUG
Molecule: messenger RNA, 2559 nt
Organism: Xylona heveae TC161
Lineage: Eukaryota; Fungi; Ascomycota; Xylonomycetes; Xylonales; Xylonaceae
Product: putative flavin-binding monooxygenase
Exons: 4
Coding region: 472-2340 (622 amino acids)
Molecular function (GO): NADP binding; flavin adenine dinucleotide binding; N,N-dimethylaniline monooxygenase activity
Source: RefSeq, a predicted model, not a curated record